Dicrocoelium dendriticum is the source of this 1050-nucleotide messenger RNA. Lineage: Eukaryota; Metazoa; Platyhelminthes; Trematoda; Plagiorchiida; Dicrocoeliidae. The record is from the annotation of a GenBank genome assembly.
AUGAAUAAUUAUCGUGAGGAAACGAAUCGUUUGAAGAAAAGAGUACAGGAGUUGGAAGAGGAGCGUACUCGGCUACAUCGGACUACAUCCAGUCAUUCAAGUCAGGUAGAAAGGGUGAAAAAGAGCUUGGAGGAGACCAAGACUCAGUAUGCUGUCGUAGAAUCGGAACGGAACACCCUUAAAAAGGAGUGCGAAUCCGCUAAGCGUGCUUUAAGCCAACAGGCGUCCGAGCUUAAAUCUGCUUCUACUCGGCUUCAAAGAGCACUCGAAGAGGUAGAACGACUCAAAAACGAAUUGGAUGGUCUACGCUCCCGCAACCGCGAUACGAAUGGUGACAUGAAACACACAAUUGAACGACUGACUUCUGACAAUCGCCGUCUGGAGCGUCAGAAGACUGAAUUGAUCGCGGCGUUCAAGAAGCAGUUACGGUUGAUUGAUGUUCUGCGUCGACAAAAGGUAGAUCUUCAAUUUAGAUGUAUAGUUCUUCGCUUAGUUCGUUUACCUGUAUAUGGACCUUAUUUUGAUCCUUGUAAAACCAACUCAUCAAGUGCUCUGUUGCCUAGGUAUUCAGACAUAGGCUCUUCGUUUACUUUCUUCUGUUGCCAGCAAGUAACAUUCCAGUUACAUUGAACAUCUUUGAGCCGCUUAUUUUAGCUGUUCACGUCUCCACCUUGCUUACCGUGCGUAUGCUAUCACCAGAAAACGUGGCUCUACCAAAUUUUAGAUGAACCAACUCACUAGGGUGUGGCUCACGAGUCUAAAUCUUAUAUAUCUGUUUGUACGCUUAGCUCGUGUGCUAAGGUUGUGGUUGACAAUAUAUUUUUGCAACUUGUCUUAUGGCUGUUUGACUGACGCGUCAUUGACGUUUGUCUGUACAUGGCACACCACAAGAGGCCGCGUCCGGUGCAUCAUCAUCAUCAUCAUACACGUUAUCUAGAGGUGGGGAACAUCACAGCUACUGUGCCGCAAUACACAGAAAAAAGGAGAAAAAAAGAAUGUUACUGGUGUAAGCCGGCUGAGCUACCGGUAAUGGAUGAGCAUCGUUCCGGU